Molecule: messenger RNA, 375 nt
Organism: Lotus japonicus
Lineage: Eukaryota; Viridiplantae; Streptophyta; Magnoliopsida; Fabales; Fabaceae
Exons: 1
Coding region: 1-375 (124 amino acids)
Molecular function (GO): RNA-DNA hybrid ribonuclease activity; nucleic acid binding
Source: RefSeq, a predicted model, not a curated record
AUGAAUCCGGGUGUUUGCUCUAUUGUUCAGGCAGAGCUUUGGGGAAUUGAAAAUGGGCUGCAUGUUGCUUUGACUAGAGGGUUUGAUAGUGUUAUAGUGGAACCUGAUUCUGAGUUGGCAAUUCGGUUUUUGGAUAAAGGGUGUCAUCAUGCUCACCCCUGUGCUCCCCUGGUUAGGGAAAUAAAGGCUUGUUUGGACAGGUUUGAGCACUUCUUUUGGAGGCAUGUGUACCGGGAGGCAAAUUCGGUGGCUAAUGCCUUUGCUAAGAAUGGAAGAUCCUUGCUGCUGCCUAUGAGGAUCUAUGAUUCUGCUCCGUCGUUUUGUUUAAUUCCUUUGAUUUUUGAUUUGUGUAAUACCCUCUAUAGGAGGGCUUAG